Molecule: messenger RNA, 558 nt
Organism: Effrenium voratum
Lineage: Eukaryota; Dinophyceae; Suessiales; Symbiodiniaceae
Source: the annotation of a GenBank genome assembly
AUGAUGGUGAAGUUCGUUCAGCUGGCGCCGGGGGAGUUCUUCUUCGUGUCUGUGAAGGUUGCCUUCUCCGUCGGCCUGCUGAUUGCGUUCCCCUACGCGCUUUUCGAGGCCGCUUUGUACUUCACCCCGGCCUUAACCCGCAGCGAGCGCGGCGUGGUGGGGCCCACCGUGCUGUCCUCCGCGAUCCUCUUUUACAGUGGGGCCAUCUUCUCCUUCUCCGUGCUGUCCCCGGCCGCCCUGGGCUUCUUCCUGGGCUACUCGCAGGACGUCAUUGAGAGCCAGUUCUCGAUUGACCAGUACUUCGAGUUCAUCUUGAGUAUGGGCUUCGCGACCGGGAUCGCCUUCCAGGUGCCUGUGCUGCAGGUGGCGCUCGGGCUUCUGGGUGUGAUCGACUCCGAUAAGCUCUUCGCGAUCUGGCGGUACGUGGUGGUCGGCAGCGCUAUUGUCGGCGCCAUUUUGACCCCGUCCACGGACCCGGUGACUCAGUUGCUUCUCUCCGGGGCGCUGUGUGUGCUCUACUUCGCCGGCGGCGGCGUAUUGAAGGCUCUGGGCCGGUGA